CUAUGUAGACCAGGCUGGCCUUGAACCCACUUGCCUCCGCCUCUCAGAGUGCUGGGAUUAAAGGCUUUUGCCACCACACCUAGCUUCAGUCAAUCUUUUACACAGAUCUUUAGAUUCUCCCCUAAUCCCAAAUCAGGUCUCUGGAGUCAGUCCUAAAUCAGAGGACUAAACAUCCUAGUUUGGAUAUUCAUGAUCCUAGAAUCCGGUUUUUCCCUGUACCACUUUGAGCCCUUGGGCAAAUAAAAUUUCUUCUUGUCUGUUCCUUUAUUCCAGUGUCUGGACAGGGAAGACAGUUUUACUCGAUCAUUAUGAAGGUCCCUUUUACCGAAAUUCUGUGAUUUCUUCAAAGUGUUUUCUAGACACACCCACGGAGCAGGUAUGAGGAAGUGCUCACACUUCAGAUCUGGAGACAGAGCUCUGAAGUUUCUUACAUAGGCCGCUGGGUUGUCAUUCACACACUCUUGAGGUUUUCAGAACAGGAAAUUAGGUGGGGUAAACUUUGCCUGUGAGAAACGUCACAGGUCAACGCUGCUUUCAGUUGAAAGAUGUGUUACUGUGAGUGGAGCACAGCUGAAGAACCAAGGCUUCUGUGUAUGCCCAGCCAGCAGGGUCGCCAUGAUUCUGUCCUCUUACAGCUCCUUCCAGUCAAUCCUCUGCUGCUGCUGCUGCUGUUGCUCAGUGCAGAAAAGACAGGUGAGAACACAGUUAAGCCUGAGCAGAGACGAAGAACUCUCAGAAAAACAUUCCCAGCGUCAGAAGCCGUGGUUCUCCAAACUGAUGGGCAAAACCCAAUCCAAUAGAGGCGGGGUGCAACCCUCAAAGCGCAAACCGCUGCCUCCCCUCCCGCAGGAGCUUCCAGAAGAGAGAAUCCAGGUCAAGGCUCUUUAUGAUUUCCUGCCUCGGGAGCCUUGUAAUUUGGCACUGAAGAGAGCAGAAGAAUACCUGAUAUUGGAGAGGUGUGAUCCUCACUGGUGGAAGGCCAGAGACCGCCUCGGGAAUGAAGGCUUAAUCCCGAGCAACUAUGUGACAGAAAACAGACUCACCAAUUUAGAAAUAUAUGAAUGGUACCAUAAGAACAUUACGAGAAACCAGACAGAACGCCUACUGAGGCAAGAGGCUAAAGAAGGUGCAUUUAUCGUGAGAGAUUCAAGACAUUUGGGGUCCUACACAAUCUCCGUGUUUACGAGAGCCGGGAGGCGUGCAGAGUCUUCAAUAAAACAUUAUCACGUUAAGAAGAAUGACUCAGGACAGUGGUACAUCACUGAAAGACACCUCUUUCCCUCAGUUCCCGAGCUGAUCCAGUAUCACCAGUACAAUGCAGCUGGUCUCAUGUCCCGUCUCCGCUAUCCCAUUGGGCUCCUAGGCAGCUGUUUACCAGCCACAUCUGGUUUUAGCUAUGAAAAGUGGGAGAUAGAUCCGUCAGAGUUGGCUUUUGUCAAGGAGAUCGGAAGUGGUCAGUUUGGGGUAGUCCACUUAGGAGAAUGGAGAGCACAUAUCCGGGUCGCCAUCAAGGCCAUCAAUGAAGGUUCCAUGUCUGAAGAAGAUUUCAUCGAGGAAGCCAAGGUGAUGAUGAAACUGUCACAUUCGAGGUUAGUUCAGCUUUACGGGGUGUGUAUACAACAGAAGCCCCUCUACAUAGUGACGGAGUUCAUGGAGAACGGCUGCCUGCUUGACUAUCUCAGGGAGAGAAAAGGCAAGCUUCAGAAGGCGUUGCUUAUGAGCAUGUGUCAGGACAUAUGUGAAGGGAUGGCGUACCUGGAGAGGAGCUGCUAUAUUCACAGGGAUCUGGCUGCCAGGAACUGUUUGGUCAGUUCUGCCUGUGUAGUAAAGAUCUCAGACUUCGGCAUGGCGAGGUACGUUUUGGACGAUGAAUAUAUCAGUUCUUCGGGAGCUAAGUUCCCAGUCAAGUGGUGUCCGCCUGAAGUUUUUCAUUUCAACAAGUACAGUAGCAAGUCUGAUGUCUGGUCGUUUGGAGUUUUAAUGUGGGAAGUUUUUACAGAAGGAAAAAUGCCUUUUGAAAAUAAGUCAAAUUUGCAAGUGGUGGAAGCCAUUUCUCAAGGUUUCCGGCUAUAUCGCCCUCACCUGGCCCCCAUGUCCAUAUAUAGAGUUAUGUACAGCUGCUGGCAUGAGAACCCUAAAGGCCGCCCGACAUUCGCUGAGCUGCUUCAGGUUCUCACGGAGAUCGCAGAAACUUGGUGACUUUAAGUGGAACGCCAGCCCACAGGGUCAUCUUGCAAAACUGUCACAAGGUGAAACCAUGAGCAUCAUUGAUGGGGAGUAUCUCUACUCGGGUUGUUGACUCUUGGCUGUGGAGCAAAGGUCACAGGCUUGUCACACUGAUCUCAAUGCAAAAUAUUUUGAUAGUAGUCUUUGUACAGGUGGGAGAGGGACUUCUGAACUCCACUUCUGAGCUCCUUUCACAUCCUGUAUGUGAAAAGAGUACAUACACUCCACAUCAGCCCUCCAAAUGGCUUCUUCAUGAUAGGACCCUCACAACCCUUACCUGGACAUUGACCUCUAAUUCUUCUUAAGGCCAAGGCAACUUCUUUCUUGAGGACUGACAUUUCUCUCUGGAGUGGUCCAUGCAGAGAAGGGAAAAUACUAGAUUCUGCCAACUCAUGGAAGGAAGAAACCUUCCCAACAGUUUCAUGUUUGGGGCUGUAUAAAUGUUUAUAGAAAACAUGGCUUUAGAAACCUAUGUGCACAUUCUAGAAAUGCCUUUUAUAAUCUUGCCAUAUGUUAUUUAAUAAACUCUUGUUAAUUAU
Mastomys coucha (southern multimammate mouse) is the source of this 2765-nucleotide messenger RNA. RefSeq names its product TXK tyrosine kinase (gene Txk). Gene Ontology annotation, biological process: adaptive immune response; tissue regeneration; T cell receptor signaling pathway. NCBI's taxonomy places the organism in Eukaryota, Metazoa, Chordata, Mammalia, Rodentia, Muridae. Gene Ontology annotation, molecular function: ATP binding; non-membrane spanning protein tyrosine kinase activity; protein binding. The record is from RefSeq and is a predicted model, not a curated record. The transcript has 15 exons. Bases 616 to 2199 code for a protein of 527 amino acids.